Molecule: messenger RNA, 2022 nt
Organism: Sclerotinia trifoliorum
Lineage: Eukaryota; Fungi; Ascomycota; Leotiomycetes; Helotiales; Sclerotiniaceae
Source: the annotation of a GenBank genome assembly
AUGCUUCCUCCUGACACAACCGACAGCAGAAGAAUAUGGCGAGAAUAUGAGGCCAGCAAUUACUGUCAACACCAAAACCACGCCCAUCCCGAAACACGUCCCCAUUGUCCAUGCUGGUCCAAUUGGGUUUCUGACCGCGUAGUCAGUCUUGAAACAGAGUUAGAUAGGGUACGGGGAGAGGUCAACUUCAAUCCACAGGAAGAGAUGACGCAUUUGCAGGAAGAAUUAGAAUCUGCACAGGCCAGGACAAGAUCUCGAAUUGCGCAAGAGACUCAGUAUCGAGACGAGAGGGAUAGACAUUUUAAUCGACUACUGGAUAUGCAGCGACAGAUUCAAAGCUGUGCUGCCGAUCUCGAAGCUGCCCGGGCCGGUCCAGGGCAUAAAGUAGUUCUUAACAAAAACGUAACGCUUGAGGAGUUCUUGAAUGUAGUGCGCCGAGAAUUAUUAUUCCGAGAAGAGAGAGAACGGAGUGGUAUUUCUCGAGAGGAAAUUGAAGUUAUACGUUCGGAUUUGCAUAAGCUCUGGCAACUUGCCGAAGCUGCUGCCGGGGUAGUCGGUAUCCAUCUCAAUCAAAGUGAGCUGAAUAUCCAAGAAUAUAUUAUCGCAUCCGUGCAAAUGAUCAAAGCAAUGCAGAUGGAAAUUAAGCAGAAGGAUGUUAGUAGUGAUUAUGUCAUGUUUUUGCAACAGCGAAACCGAGAGGGGGCAAGGGUGAUCAACGAGAUGGGUGAGCAACUGAGGGGUGUGUGGCAAGGAAAUAUGCCUGGUAUGGGAGUUGUACCUGGGAAUUUCACCGCUGCGGUUGGAGCUGUCAAUGUAGCACCACCUAUCGAUUUUAAGUCAUUCAAAGAACUUAUAUGGGGUAUCUAUCUAGGGCUUUUCAGUUCGGAGCGAAACCUCACGAGUAUAAUAAUGGAUCGACAGAUGGAGCUACCAAUAUGGGAACCUGAACCUAUUCGUAUUGAUUCCGAAAAUAUAACUUCUUUGAACAAAUGGGAGUUCUGUGCACAACUUGUUCGGAGAGAAGUUGACCGAUUCUUGAGACGAGUGUGGCAACUCUGCUUAUAUAUCCGCGAGAUGAAUGUACCAGGCAGUCAGGAUUAUUGGAACGGACCACACGAUGAUGACCACGGACGAGCAGUACAUGUGCACGACGCGAUGACCGCCGUUAUAGGACGAGGACUUAUCGCACAGACGGAAUUACAAGCCAAACGACAAUACAUUGAACCAGCUACCGACGCUGCAUACAAGACCGAUCUCGAGGAACGUAUUGAUCGACGAUAUCCCAUCUACCGAGACCUACAGGCCUCGAUCAACAAUCUCACUCAAAGAAUCAUAAUGUUUCGUCAAGUACCCCCGUCAUGGCCCGAACAGCACGAACGAGACAACACCGCCUUCUCACCCAAGAAGAGUUUCGAUUUAUUAGCCUUGAUGCUUUCGCGUAUUGAGAUGGAGUAUUUGAGCAUUCGGUUGAUCCAACUUCUCCAAACGACGAAUAACUACUGGCACCUAAUCCCUCGGGAUGACCCCGAAAUGGCCCGGUAUAUGUCUAAUGAGAUGAGUCACGCACAUGGUGUACAGGUAGCUUGUGAAGCGGAAUUAACACGACCAUCUGAGAUUGCGCCCCCUACUGCAUAUCCAGGGAAGAUGUUACCGCCGCUCCCUGCCUAUCAGCCAUAUGGAGAUCAAAUUAUUCCUAAAUUGACAUACAAUAACACUAACAAGGGGAAUAAAGACAAUUAUAAUGAUGGCAAGAUUGACAAGGAGAAAAAAGAUAACGAAUCUAAAGUAAGAGGCAAUAUUAACGUUUUGGAGAAGGCCCUGGAGAGUAAAGGUAUCAGGAACUUUCAGAAAAUGGCAAGAAAUAAAAAGGCAAAUUUUGCGAAUGCACCUAGCGACGCCUCAGCGGAUGUAAGAUUACAGUUGGAGCUAAAUAAGUUGCACGAAUACAGGAAAACGCUGGAGGGAUUAUACACCAAGCAAGGUAAAGGGAAGGUCGCCGAUAUCAAAGGUUACAAGAAAUAA